UCGCCGCCAUCUUGGCUCAUAACAGAAGCGACAGAGAAUGUCUAAUAAGGGGCUCUGGAAGCGAUUUACAAUCUCAUUCUUUUCCAAUUGAAAGUUUAAGAUUUUGUAGAGUAGCCUAUCCUGCUGCAAAUUGACUGACGCGUAUCUUCUGUAAAACAUAAUGUGUAUUUAAUGUUCCCACCAUCAGAUAGCAAGCCUCCGGAGAUUUUUUGUUAACCGGUAGCACACUAACAAGCUCUUGCUUGUCAACAAACAUGAACUCUCUCGUUUGUUAUGGAGUGUCAUCUGAUUCUGAUAGUGACAGUGAUGUGAAAAAAUGCGAUCAAGAGGCGGAGAAGGCGAGAAAGGGUUGCAACUUUCUACUGGAAUCCGGCUCAGCGUCCAGCGAUUCUGAACGCGAAUGUGAUGAUGAGAAGGAGAAGGAGCAGGAGCAGAAAUAUGAUGGUCGGACUAAGCCUCAUGCACCCAUUCAGGGACAUGUACCCGAGAAGCCCAUUCCUCCUGCCUUAUCAACCCUGAAAGCCAACAAGCUGCCGCCUCCACCUCUUGGGGCGAGUGGUCUGGUGGGCAGUAGUGUUUUUACUAAUCCGUUUAAGGAACAGGCUGAUGAGCGCCUGAAUGUACUGCAGAAGCAUGUACCACUUACACUGCAGGCUAGACCUGCACAGAUUGGUGGUAAGAAAAUGUGCAUAUCUUAUAGGAAGGAUGGACGAUGCCGCUUUGGGAGCCGCUGUAAGUUUGCCCAUGACAGUGAUCUCCAAAACUCAGUCACCCCAGACAGCAUGGUGGCACCUGAUGAGGGUCCAGAAACCGGUUCAGACCAGGCCAGCCCAACUCGGGCACCAUCACAGACCCAUGACUGUCAGACCCCCUUGCUCCAAACACAGGGGCAAGAAGGAGAUGGGUCAGACGAGGGCCGCAUAAAGAAGAGGAGAGUCGGCCUCAGCCAAACACUCAUCCCCCCAAAACGGGCACUAAAACAGUAUGACAUACAGAGGCAAAAGGACAGAGCCACUCCUUUCUGAGAGGACUGCAUGUAUUUGUGUUGUGUGUGUGUGUUUGGUGAUCUCAGAGGCUUAGUCUGUAUGUGAAACUGUCAAUUCUGACUUUUCUUCAUUUUCAACACACAGUAAUAACUUACGUUAUGGUUAAGGGCACAGAAUUCACUCCGUACAAGAUGGGGGGGGGGGAGCUUACUAACAUUUAAGCCUGUAUUAGACAGACAUGUGAAAUAUGUUAUUUGUAUAAUAAAUUAUAUAUUAUAAAUACUUUACAUGUCAUUACAAACGAUUCACUCCUGUGUGUUAUGCGCUAAAGCCAUAACUUUACAAAUAUAAUACAAGUUCCCCAGAAAAAAAUGUACAAAAAAAUGUUUGUACAUACCUAAGCCUUUUAGUGGUGCAACCAGCUAAGAAACCUUUGAUGGUCCUGUGAACUCAAGUGUGUUUGAGACAGGCUAGUCCAUAUAAGAUGUAUUUUCAUCACGCAUUUACCAUAACAAGCCUGUAAUGGAAUACAAACGACAAAAAACAAAACGUAUGUGUUAAGACCAGUGAUGUUAAGUCCAUUUGAAGUGGCUAUUCAGUAUUCAGGGAUGUUCCUUUGAGUGUGAUCUCACAACCAUUGGCUUUCAGGAACAUGCAGGUCAUUGAGGUGUUUUGGUGGCAUGUUAGAUGUUCAUAGAUAUUAAACCUUGAUAUUAAAAUAUGCUGUAGUAUUAACCAAAUUAAAUUCAUAAUAGUCAUUCAGACAGUCAAGACCACAGAGGCCUUUAAGGCAGUCGGUCACUGUUUUAUUGUGUUCAUUUUGUUGCAACGGUAUAAGCCACUGUCAAAUGGCCAUAUGCGCUAUCUACUAUCAUGUGGAAAGAUGAAUGGGAAUAGCAUGUUUGAAGAUAUUUGUGCAUGGAAACUGUUAAUCCCAUAAUGGCCUAUGCCAUCUGCUUGCUGUUGUAUGUUGGUUAUUGCUGCUUGGCAUUGACCAGAGGAGUAUACUACAAAACAAGAGAAGUGGUAUGUUGCUUUGAAAGUACAUUAAAAGUCGGCAAGCACAGGCUAAA
Alosa sapidissima (American shad) is the source of this 2059-nucleotide messenger RNA. RefSeq lists its product as uncharacterized. Lineage: Eukaryota; Metazoa; Chordata; Actinopteri; Clupeiformes; Clupeidae. Bases 255 to 1025 code for a protein of 256 amino acids. The record is from RefSeq and is a predicted model, not a curated record. The transcript is spliced from 2 exons. Gene Ontology annotation, molecular function: metal ion binding.